This is a messenger RNA of Aspergillus luchuensis, 429 nucleotides long. RefSeq lists its product as uncharacterized. The coding region runs from base 1 to 429 and encodes 142 amino acids. The record is from RefSeq and is a predicted model, not a curated record. NCBI's taxonomy places the organism in Eukaryota, Fungi, Ascomycota, Eurotiomycetes, Eurotiales, Aspergillaceae. The transcript is spliced from 2 exons.
AUGCCUCAGCACCUAACAACAUUUCGACUAUCUACAAAUACAUGCACCGCGGAACAAGUCAUCUCAGGCCUGCGGGAGCAUUUCGAGACGGAGGUAUUCAGAGGACUCCCCAAGGACGAGGUAUACGUCGAGAGCCCGCUCGACGCUGAUGCAUUGGACCGCCUGAAACCUAUCCUUUCGCUAGUCUGUGACGGCCCAGUGCGCGUAAUACUUUCAAGGGUCAUGGGAAAGACAAUCCUGCACUCCCGUUUUCCAUGCCUCCACUUCCCAGUCCUGAUCUACGAGUCUUCGCUACUCGAUGGAAAGCCAUUAGAGCUAGGACGCGGCGUGUAUACGGACAGGGAUGUCAGUCUGACCGGGAGAUUGGUUCUAACAACAAUUGUUCCCACGUUUGUCAAAGUCAUAUUUGAGCCUUCGGAGUCACCUUAG